ACCAUUGUUCGAUUAAACUACGGCCAUUGACCAAGCGUUUGAAGCCAUGGCUCUAAAACGGAGUCGCUCUAGGUCAUUUUCUAUGUCUGCGAUGCCUGAAUAUAAUGCUGAAGUUGUAACUAAUAAACCCAAGAAUGAGAGCACCCCAUAUAUGGAGUAAGUUCAUAUGUUUAAGGAGGAUGAAAUUAAAACUCACAAAUUACCUAGCUCUUUCGGAACGGAUUUAGCACAGAUUAAUGUAGACCAAGGAAAUCGAAUGAAGAUUUUCCAUGUGUAUAAGAAGAAGCUCUGCGACAAGAUACCUCAUUUCAAUCAGCUCUUUGAGGGCAAUCAUGAUCCCUUUGUCGAAUUGCCUGAUAUUUCACCGUCCACGUUUGACGUCCUUGUCGAAUGGGUCUACACAGAUUGCUUACGGGGCAUUGAGAUAGUGAAAGCCAGUGAUUCUGACCAUAAGAGUUCCUCCAUAUCGUGGAAUCCUGUAGAGCUGUGUAUUCUUGCAGAACGAUUGCUUCUUACAGGGCUUAUGGAUCGAGUUAUGGAAGUUGUGCGGAAAUUGGACAGGUCAGAAGAUGUCUAUUAUAACCACAAGACGCUUAAGUUAAUAUAUAUGCGCACUUUCUUGGGGUCGAACAUUAGGCAGUAUGUUACACAAAACGCUGCGUAUGCAGUUCGCAACUUCGACAAGUCAUCCAGUCUCUCAACUACCCACUUAUUGUAUGUCAUGGAGGAGCACACAGAUUUCGCUCAUGAUUAUUUAGACAUAACCCGCACUGGGAACCUCGAAGAUCCGCGCGAAGGUCCUGGUUGCCAAUUCCAUGUGCAUCGGGAGCAUGAAGAAUGCCCGGUGCCGAAGUAUAUGGACGAUGGAAAGAUAACAAUUCGUGAAUAUGAAAAUGGUUUGGAAAAGACAAAGCCAUCGCCGAAAAAGCCAAGACUUCCUCCAGGCUCGCAACGAAAAAUGCAGCCCAACAAGGAAUUGAUCUUAGCUCUCGACCAGAAUUCUGAUUAUUCGACUGCAACCCGACAAUCAGGGUCCUCGAGUUGUUGAAUUCAUAGAAAUAUUCGAAUGGUUUUAACCACCGAUCCAUU
This is a messenger RNA of Sclerotinia trifoliorum, 1089 nucleotides long. The record is from the annotation of a GenBank genome assembly. NCBI's taxonomy places the organism in Eukaryota, Fungi, Ascomycota, Leotiomycetes, Helotiales, Sclerotiniaceae.